AUUUGGAUGAAAAGUAUGCAGAAUUUAAAAAUGAUUUAAAUUUACGUAUGGAUAACAUCACAACAGAACUGAUGGAAAAGUACAACGUGUUGGAAGAAAAUUAUUUAAAAAUAGUAAAAAAUAAAGAAACCGAAAGGAAAUCAAAUAGUGAUUUAAAUUUAUGUAUGGAUAACAUCACAAUACAAUUAUCGAACUGCAUAGCUUACGAAGCCUACGAAAAGAAAUCAUUAUUUGAUGUACGUAUUGAUCAGCUACCAGAAUUUAAAAAAGAGCACUGCCAACCGGACUCUGAACCAACAGAUUGCAAAUCAGCUACCAAGUGCACUCAUAAGAGCGGUUAUUACAAAAUAUAUUUACCUGGAAAUAAAGCAAAACAAAUUAUGGUAUUUUGUGACAUGGAAAUUGCUGGUGGUAAUUGGAUGCAUAUUUUAAGACGAAUUGAUGGUUCGGAAAAUUUUACACGUCCUUGGUCUGACUAUGUACAUGGAUUUGGUAAUGUGGAGGGCGAGUACUGGAUAGGUUUGGAAGAUCUAAAUGCCCUCACUAACAAAAAUGGUCGACAGGCAUUAUAUGUUCAUUUAGAGAAUGCUUCAGAGGUGACUGGUUAUGCUUUGUAUGAUAACUUUUUAGUAGGAGAUGUCACUGAAAUAUACAAACUAAAGUCUUUAGGCACAUACGAUGGAUCAGCUGUAGAUGCGAUGUCGCAAUUUUUAAAUAACAAAUUUAGCACCUUCGACAACGAUAAUGACGAAUUGAAAUCUGGCAAUUGUGCUGAGAAUAAAAAAGGCGGAUGGUGGUAUAAUGCAUGUGGAUUUGCAGAACCUACUGGUAUUUAUCGAAAAACCGAUGGUGUGAGAUGGGAAAACGAGAAAUCAGUAACAUAUUUUUCUAAAAUCAUGUAUUUUAUGAUACGAAGUUUUUAAAUAUUUUAGUUAACUUUUAACAAAAUGUAUGAUUUUUUUUUUAACAAAAAUAAAUUCUACUUACUUGUUUGUAUCAGCCCUACAUGGUUGUUAUUCAUCGAAA
Calliphora vicina (urban bluebottle blowfly) is the source of this 1026-nucleotide messenger RNA. RefSeq names its product angiopoietin-related protein 2-like. The transcript has 4 exons. Lineage: Eukaryota; Metazoa; Arthropoda; Insecta; Diptera; Calliphoridae. The record is from RefSeq and is a predicted model, not a curated record. Bases 48 to 923 code for a protein of 291 amino acids.